AUGAACCAAGUCCAGCAGUUGCCUUGUCUCCCGGGAUAUAACUUCAAUACCAAUGUGGGCCGUACGCGGUUCAACAGGUCGAUGGAAUUCGACAAGUUGCACGAUGGCGUGUACUACCUGGCCGACAAGUCCAAGAGAUCGCCCCACGACCGCUACCCGGCUUUGUACGCCUGGGGGGAGCUACCCCCGAGACCCCCUUGGCUAUCCCUCGACGGUCAGCGGCUCAUGUUCAAUGCCUACUUCCAAGAGAGCAUCCACGAGGGCCGUUACCCAUACAGGAUUCGCCUAGUCAACAUAAGCUUCUUUCUCGAGGACGGCACGAUAAAAGUUUCCGAGCCGUCCGUGGACAAUAGCGGCCUCGAGCAAGGUGUCCUGGUGCGCCGCCAAAGGAUUCCACUGCCGGAUCCGGUGAAGUACCGUUACUUCGACAUCCUCGACCUUAACGUUGGCAGGGAGCCCCGGAUCUUCGGCCGCGUGUACAAGAUCUACAACUGCGACAAGUUCACCCGGCACUUUUUGAACCGAAUGGGAAUCCCCGUGCCGGAUCCCCUCGAGCCCCCCGCCAACCCCAAACACAAAAGAGUGCGAUCAACUUUCAGCCAAAACCUCGGAAGGAACAAAGAGGAGUGCAAUUUGGGCAACUUUUUUAAAUACGACGGCAUGGUGCUCCGGUUCUUUGGCACUUGGGACGAUUCCGACGUGCCCUACGGCUACGUCCACAAUCUGGAGGUGCUCUACUACCUGGUGGACGGUAGCAUGGAGGUCAUCGAGAACCUGCCCAAUUCCGGCAGCCCGGCCAAGAGAUCCUUGAUCGUCAAACGAUCGAAACUACCCAAAUUUUUCACGGAAAUAGAGCCGAUCGGGAGCAGCGAUCCUCUGACGCUGCUCAACGUCCUCGGGGAGAACGUCGAGCGCAGUUACUACGUGACCGACAAGUCGUACAACGACGGCCGAUCGGCUGGCGGGCGCUACUAUAGGGACUGCGAUCUCGCGAUCGGCGCCCAACUCAACGUUUUCGGGCGCAAGGUCGUACUCGCCGACAUGGACGAUUUUACAAAGGAGUACUACAGGACAAAGUACGGCCUGGACGAUUUCACGCCGUUGAAAGCCGACGAUCGGGAAAGCGACCGAGCCGAGCGUAGGUUCCAGGUGCCGCCGUACAAUGGCUUCGGCUCGUACGAGGAUUCCCUGGUCAACUGCUUCUCGAUGGUGCCCAAGCGACCGAAAAUACCUACCGAUCGAUUCUUUCGCUACGAAAACCAAAAAAACGACAACCGCGUCCUGAGGUUCGCGGCGAAAAUGAUAUCCGACGUACCCGCGAACGCUGACCGGUGCUUCGUCGUCAACGUCCGGCUGUUCGACAACGCCGUGUCGAUCCCCGAGAUCGUCUGCGAGAGAAAAGGUCGAAACAAGAGUAUGUUCCAGCAGUACGCGCGAGCCCGGCUGCCGGGACAGAACGUGUUCACGAGCGAGGAGCCGCGGUACUACGAGCCCCGGCACUUUUACAUCGGUGCCACGGUCACCCUCUACGGCUUCAAAUUCCAACUCGUUGGCGCGGACGAGUACACCUUCAACUACAUGGAGCAUCACCACACAGAGUUUCCCAUGUCCAACGUUCGAGCGAUCAUGGGGAAGCUCCGGGAGGCCCUGAGACCCGUGUACCGGGAGUUUGUCGGCGCGUACUCGCCCCCCGAGUCAGACGGCUCGCCGGUGGUCUUGACUCUGUCUCGUCUCAGGGAAGCGUUGGUUGAGCACUUGGGAGACAACGUGACCGAGCACGAAGUUUUGGCCCUUGCGCGCCGCUACGCGCUAUGCGAGCGCAGGGAACCUUACCCGCGGGAGUACGUGAGAGCACUGGUACACACGGAAUUGAAUCGUCACGUGUGGCAAGAGUUGGAUAGGCUCGAGGAGGACAUCCGAGACCGGGACAGGGAGAAAAAGGGCCACCUCGGCAAGGACGAACUUUACACGAUACUGCGCGCCAACCGAGUACCUCUCGAGCGCGAACUCAUCGAUCUCAUGCUGGAUCGGCUUGGGAAAAACGAGCAAGGACACGUCGACUGCUCGGAUCUUAUUUGUUUUCUCAACGUGAGGAUCAAUCCCACGACACCGACACUGCCGAUCAACUUGAAGGGUAUCCGCUGGACGGCUGCGGAAGAGCCCAAGGAUUGCAACAAAAUCGACUGGUGCUCAUUUUUAAAGGACCUCGGCUUGGAGGAGAGACUUUCCGGAGAAAAACCGAGCGACGCAUAA
Copidosoma floridanum is the source of this 2253-nucleotide messenger RNA. Its product is annotated as EF-hand domain-containing family member C2. Gene Ontology annotation, cellular component: microtubule. The record is from RefSeq and is a predicted model, not a curated record. Gene Ontology annotation, biological process: regulation of neuron projection development. Lineage: Eukaryota; Metazoa; Arthropoda; Insecta; Hymenoptera; Encyrtidae.